AUGUUUACUUCCCGCUCCAUCAUUUUUGCACUGCUCAGCUCCCUCGCUGGUGUCAAUGCGUGUAUACAGUGCCCAGGCUCAUUGAAGGUCGACGGCAGUGUCUCACACCUGUCCAGUACCAACCCAUUCGACCAGUUCACAUUUUGCUUUUACACAAAUGCCAACUUGUCAGGUGGCGAUUCAUCAGUAGCCUGUGAGUAUGACAACGUGAUGGUAAGCGGUUACAAUAAUCCCGCAAAUCGGCCUAUCAACGUCAUGUCCACCGUCUCCGAAGAUAGGGCGCCGCUACAACGGGAGGGAGGGGCUAGUAAUGCGGGAGGCAGCGGUUUCGAGCCUGCGAAAGCUCUCGUCAGGGGGCUUGCCGCUGCCCCGACCGCUUGUACUUCUAGUUCUACGUAG
This is a messenger RNA of Suillus paluster, 399 nucleotides long. RefSeq lists its product as uncharacterized. The transcript is spliced from 4 exons. The record is from RefSeq and is a predicted model, not a curated record. The coding region runs from base 1 to 399 and encodes 132 amino acids. Lineage: Eukaryota; Fungi; Basidiomycota; Agaricomycetes; Boletales; Suillaceae.